AGCGCCAGGGGGCGGGGUGGGGGAGGGGGCGAGGCCCUCCAAGAGCCGGGUUGGGCUCGCGGCGCUGUGAUUGGUCUGCCCGGACUCCGCCUCCAGCGCAUGUCAUUAGCAUCUCAUUAGCUGUCCGCUCGGGCUCUGGAGGCAGCCAACGCCGCCAGUCUGAGGCAGGUGCCCGACAUGGCGAGUGUAGUGCUGCCGAGCGGAUCCCAGUGUGCGGCGGCAGCGGCGGCGGCGGCGCCUCCCGGGCUCCGGCUCCGGCUUCUGCUGUUGCUCUUCUCCGCCGCGGCACUGAUCCCCACAGGUGAUGGGCAGAAUCUGUUUACGAAAGACGUGACAGUGAUCGAGGGAGAGGUUGCGACCAUCAGUUGCCAAGUCAAUAAGAGUGACGACUCUGUGAUUCAGCUACUGAAUCCCAACAGGCAGACCAUUUAUUUCAGGGACUUCAGGCCUUUGAAGGACAGCAGGUUUCAGUUGCUGAAUUUUUCUAGCAGUGAACUCAAAGUAUCAUUGACAAACGUCUCAAUUUCUGAUGAAGGAAGAUACUUUUGCCAGCUCUAUACCGAUCCCCCACAGGAAAGUUACACCACCAUCACAGUCCUGGUCCCACCACGUAAUCUGAUGAUCGAUAUCCAGAAAGACACUGCGGUGGAAGGUGAGGAGAUUGAAGUCAACUGCACUGCUAUGGCCAGCAAGCCAGCCACGACUAUCAGGUGGUUCAAAGGGAACACAGAGCUAAAAGGCAAAUCAGAGGUGGAAGAGUGGUCAGACAUGUACACUGUGACCAGUCAGCUGAUGCUGAAGGUGCACAAGGAGGAUGAUGGGGUCCCAGUGAUCUGCCAGGUGGAGCACCCUGCGGUCACUGGAAACCUGCAGACCCAGCGGUAUCUAGAAGUACAGUAUAAGCCUCAAGUGCACAUUCAGAUGACUUAUCCUUUACAAGGCCUAACCCGGGAAGGGGACGCGCUUGAGUUAACAUGUGAAGCCAUCGGGAAGCCCCAGCCUGUGAUGGUAACUUGGGUGAGAGUCGAUGAUGAAAUGCCUCAACACGCCGUACUGUCUGGGCCCAACCUGUUCAUCAAUAACCUAAACAAAACAGAUAAUGGUACAUACCGCUGUGAAGCUUCAAACAUAGUGGGGAAAGCUCACUCGGAUUAUAUGCUGUAUGUAUACGAUCCCCCCACAACUAUCCCUCCUCCCACAACAACCACCACCACCACCACCACCACCACCACCAUCCUUACCAUCAUCACAGACACAACGGCGACGACAGAACCAGCAGUUCACGAUUCCCGAGCAGGUGAAGAAGGCUCGAUCAGGGCAGUGGAUCAUGCCGUGAUCGGUGGCGUCGUGGCGGUGGUGGUGUUCGCCAUGCUGUGCUUGCUCAUCAUUCUGGGGCGCUAUUUUGCCAGACAUAAAGGUACAUACUUCACUCAUGAAGCCAAAGGAGCUGAUGACGCAGCAGACGCAGACACAGCUAUAAUCAAUGCAGAAGGAGGACAGAACAACUCCGAAGAAAAGAAAGAGUACUUCAUCUAGAUCAGCCUUUUUGUUUCAAUGAGGUGUCCAACUGGCCCUAUUUAGAUGAUAAAGAGACAGUGAUAUUGGAA
Pan troglodytes (chimpanzee) is the source of this 1607-nucleotide messenger RNA. RefSeq names its product cell adhesion molecule 1 (gene CADM1). The transcript has 11 exons. Gene Ontology annotation, biological process: cell recognition; homophilic cell-cell adhesion; detection of stimulus. NCBI's taxonomy places the organism in Eukaryota, Metazoa, Chordata, Mammalia, Primates, Hominidae. The record is from RefSeq and is a predicted model, not a curated record. Gene Ontology annotation, cellular component: plasma membrane; neuron projection; synapse. Bases 178 to 1536 code for a protein of 452 amino acids. Gene Ontology annotation, molecular function: signaling receptor binding.